Penicillium nucicola is the source of this 261-nucleotide messenger RNA. RefSeq lists its product as uncharacterized. The coding region runs from base 1 to 261 and encodes 86 amino acids. The transcript has a single exon. The record is from RefSeq and is a predicted model, not a curated record. Lineage: Eukaryota; Fungi; Ascomycota; Eurotiomycetes; Eurotiales; Aspergillaceae.
AUGGACGUCGACCUGCCCGCCUCCCCAUGGAAGCGCCAAGUCGCCUUAACCUCAAUCCUCCCAGCAGCUCAGCGGCAACCGAAACCAGUCUCCUCGCGCUCCCUGAAACCCAAACCCCGAGCAGCAAGGGCGAGUCCUAGCACCAAUGGUACCUCGUACCAUUACCAUACAUUUACACAUGGCUCUCCCGCUGGAGGGCGCGGCACGACUCCCCCGUGGCAUCUUGGAUAUGCAAGUCAAGACAUGGUUGGGAAUGCUUAA